UUUGGAGUUUUCCAAAAAUCUAACCCACUGCGAGGCACUGAUAAAAGUUAAUGACACCCUGACAAUGACAGGGGACCAGACAGCUAUGAUAAACAAACUUCUAACUCCUUCAGCUUGCCUCCAUCUUGGAAAUAUACCAAACAGUUUGACAUAUGAGAACAUUCCAUCUGGAGGUUUCAUCGGGUGUAUGUCUGACUUAAAAGUUCAUGGGAGGAACGUAUACAUAUAUAAAGACGCUGAAGAUGGUUACGAAAUAUCCGAAUGCUCUUCUUUAGCCUGUUUAUCGAAUCCCUGUAAAAACGGAGCAUCCUGUAUAUCCUCAGGUGAAAAAUGGAGAUGUCGAUGCAAGAACGGGUUUUUAGGAAAUAUGUGUGUGAAUUAUCAAUACGGUAAUGAAAUCCAUGUUUAUAUGGUGGUACUUGUAUUCCGUCUAGCAGUGAAGUUUACUUGUGUCUGUGCCCAUACAGCAAACACGGACACUUUUGCGAGAACG
Sitophilus oryzae (rice weevil) is the source of this 493-nucleotide messenger RNA. Its product is annotated as protein eyes shut-like. Gene Ontology annotation, molecular function: calcium ion binding. The annotation marks the transcript as partial. The record is from RefSeq and is a predicted model, not a curated record. The transcript is spliced from 3 exons. NCBI's taxonomy places the organism in Eukaryota, Metazoa, Arthropoda, Insecta, Coleoptera, Curculionidae.